AUGUCGGGAUGGUCGAGUCCCGUGUUUCGGGAGUCGCUGGAGGCGCUCGAGGACCCGCACACCAGGAGAGGGUCCUUGGCCGCUCUCAGGCGAACGGUCAAAGACGUGGCUCCGGAGGUGAUGCCGCGGCUGCUGCACCACGUGGCGGAGACGACUGUGCGCCACACCAGCAGCAAGCGAUAUGCUGUGUCGCUGUUCGCAGAGUGUGCGCGCACGUACGGGCAGCAGAUGGCGCUGCACGUGCCCAAGGUCAUGACGGCGCUCGUGCGCGCCCUCGCCGCGGGCGCCGCCGCCGCCAACGGCAGCAGCAUGGCGAGCAGCGGUGGAGCGGCGGCAGCGGCAGGAGGCACGCCGGGCGGUGGCGGCGGCAGGAGCGCGGCGUCGCUGCACGCGGCCUGCGCGGACGUGGUGGUGGAGAUGGCCACGCACUGCGUCGCGCCCCCCCACGACCCCACUGCCGACUCCGCAGCCGCGGCGGAGACUCAGAUAGGUGCGCUUCCCGCUGGCGAGGCAGUGCACGUGCGGGGUCGUGCAGGUUCCCACCCAUUCCCCAUGCUCUCUCAUCCCACUGCCACGCUCUUCUGUUCCGAUUUGUUCCAUGAUACGAUGCUGGCGGCCAUCUGCGACCCGCUCGCAGCGGAGCUGGCAGAGCAGCACCACCGCCACGUGCAGCAGCACCACGCACCGGGGGCAGGCGGGGGUGGAGGGGGCGGGGCGGUGGCAGCAGGGGGCGCGGAGCAUGACGCGCUGGCGGGCGCGGCCAGGUGCCUGCUGGCGCUGCAGGUGCCCAAGGAAUCACAGGAGGGGGCGUUCAAGGCGCUCACAGCAGCGCUGGGCGGCGUGCACCGCCCGCUAGCGCUGCUGCAGCUGGCAUGCGACCUCUGCCACCUCGACGCCUCGCUCGCCAAGUGUACGCCCCAAGCUGCGUGUGUCAGCUCCUCUAAGUCCGUGCCAGCGUCCUCUCCACUUGCGUCCUCUCCACUUGCGUCCUCUCCACUUGCGUCCUCUCCACUUGCGUCCUCUCCACUUGCGUCCUCUCCACUUGCGUCCUCUCCACUUGCGUCCUCUCCACUUGCGUCCUCUCCACUUGCGUCCUCUCCACUUGCGUCCUCUCCACUUGCGUCCUCUCCACUUGCGUCCUCUCCACUUGCGUCAUCUCCACUUGCGUCAUCUCCACUUGCGUCCUCUCCACUUGUGUCCGCACUCCAGCUGCACUGUGCGUGCCUCUCACUUCCCGUGCAUCCCUCCUUUUGUCCGCACCCCUUCCCUCGGUGCCAGUUCCACGCCAAGACGCUGCUGCGGGCGGGCAAGGAGGUGCUGCGGGGGGCGGCGUCCGUGGAGCACCGCCUGUACGCCGUGCGCCUGCUUAAGGACGCCAUGCGCAGCAGCUGCAGCGCGGCAGUGUUUCAGGCGGAGCUGAGGGACGUGGUGGCGCUGCUGCGGGAGGCCGCCAACCACCCCAAGCUCAAGCCCGACGCGCUCGCCGCUGGCAAGGCCAUCCAGGACAAGAAGAAGCACUGCCCCAGGCCAGGCGCCACGUCCUCAGCCAGCAAGGCAGCAGCGCGCUGGCGCCCCGACACUGCCCCGCGCGCGCCACACGCCCACCCCGCGGACGGGCCUCGCCAUGCCACGCCUGGUGCGGGCAGCAGCAGCAGCAGGAGCCCAGCGUGGAUGGGUGGUGAGAGUGACGAGAGCAAGGUGGGUGAGGGACGACAGCACGGGUGGCAGCAGGAGAGGCGGGCAGAGGGCGAGGGAGAGGGAGAGGGCCCCACGUCGCCCACGCACUCAGCUGCAUCCUCCUCCGCUGCCCGCACCGCGCCCCUCGCCAUUGCCCCUGCCGUACCUGCGCUCGCUGCUGCACAAGCUGCCUCACAGCCAUCGGAGCCUCCUCCACGCGACCCCACGCUCUACUUCACCCCCCUGCCCGCCCUGCCCCACCACGCCUCCUCUCUGCACUCCUCCACACACGCAGCAGCAGCGGCAGCAGAAGCGGAAGCAGGGGGGGCGCAGGGAGCAGCGGCGUCAGAGGGGAGUUGGGCGUUCCAGAGUCCGCCAGGGCAGUUCACGGCCUUCCAGGCGCGGGGCACCGCCACCUUCACCACCACGGCGGUGCAUGGCAGCGCCCUCUCCGCCACGCCGCCCCCCUCCGCGCCCUACUCCGCGCGCUCGCCCGCCUCCCUCUCACACCUCGGCCCCUCGCCCUCCCUCUACCUCGGCCCCGGCGGUUCCACUCAAAGGAAAGCUUUUGUCUCCCCGGACCAUGGUGUGGCCAGUGAGAGCCCGGACGACAUGCGGUCGGUGCGGCGGAGGGUGUUUGAGGAGGAGAUGGGGGCGAGGGAUGUGCCCCGCAGCACUGUCUCACCUGACCCCGUGCCCUUUGGCUCCGCUGGCCAGUCGUUUGACUCGAAUAUAGUGCCACAUGAGUUGCGUGAGCAUGCAGCACACGAGGCAUGGAGGGGCCCGGGGGGGAGAGGAGCCAGAGUGGUGGAGCAUGGGGAGCAGGAGAAUGCCGGCGCUGGGGGCAGCGGGCACAAGGCCAUGGGGCGGGCUGCUGCUGCCAACGGUGCUGGCAACGGUGGGCGGGAGUGGAGCCCCACGAGUGAGAGCAGCAGGGGCAACGCAAGGAGCAGCCUGUCGCCCAGCACGAGUGGCGAGGGCCGUGAAGCGGUGCGAGGAGGCAAGGCCAGGUCACCACACAGCCGCGGCAACUCGCCCCUCUACGAGCUCGCUGCUGCCUUCGUGCGCGCCCGCAAGUCGCCCGACCUCUCUGGCAGGCUCGGCACGUUUAGCCUCACCUCCGGCAGCCCUGACCAGCUGGGGGCGUACCGCCUGGGGGGCAGCAGGAUGGCGGGGGGGGCGCUGGGCGGUGCUGCUGGUGGGGGGGGCGGCAGAGGGAGCCCCAUGCGCAUCACUCUCUCAGGUGUGCCCCCAUGCGCAUCACUCUCUCAGGUGUGCCCCCAUCGUGCUUUCAUAGACUCAGCCCAUGCGGGACUCUACUUGGAGCGCUCGCGCCACUUGACCUCGCCCUUGCCCUCGCCGCCCUCGCACUCACAGCCACCAGGCAGCCGGCAGGUGGGCACAGGAGGGGGUGUGGGGAAGGCGUCAGGGCAGGCGGGCUUCCUGCUGCACCUGCCCCCGCAUGCCGGCACAGGCGCCAGCGCACAGGGCGCACGCGAUGGCGCGGGCAGCAGAGCAGGGGCGGGUGGCAGUGUGGGCAUGGGCAGCAGUGGGGUGUUUGUGCGGCUGAGUGGGGACGUGGAGCAUGGCGGGGGGGCCGCACGGGCGUCAACGGGCUGCAAGGCGGCAGGGGAGGGGGGGGGUGGCAACGGCAAAGGGGCCGUGCUGGCAGCACACUUGGCUGUGCAGGCAGAGAACACGGGGACCCAUGGGAGUGGUGUGCACAAGGGUGGGGUGGAUGCGAGCGAUGGCAAGGAGGGGGCAGUGCAGGCGUCAGCAGCGGCAGGCAGCUCCCCUGGCAGCAGCAGCAGGGCACGCGAGGGCAGCAGCAGCGGGGCACGCGAGGGCAGCAGCAGCGGGGCACGCGAGGGCAGCAGCAGCGGGGCAGGCGAGGGCAGCAGCAGCGGGGCACUCGAGGGCAGCAGCGGGUGGGAGGGGUCGUCGGGCUUCUGCCGCCUCAUCUCCGACGCUGAGGUGGCCUCCGCGCUCGCCAGCAUGCGCGCCACCCACGCCCUCUCCGCCCUCAGUCGACUCAAAAGCACUUCCUCUUCCUCAUGCUCUCCACCCUUUUCAUCCCCGCACCCCGUCCACGCUUUUGAGUCGACUCAAAAGCACUUCCUCUUCCUCAUGCUCUCCACCCUUUUCAUCCCCGCACCCCUCGACUCAAAAGCACUUCCUCUUCCUCAUGCUCUCCACCCUUUUCAUCCCCGCACCCCGUCCACGCUUUUGAGUCGACUCAAAAGCACUUCCUCUUCCUCAUGCUCUCCACCCUUUUCAUCCCCGCACCCCGUCCACGCUUUUGAGUCGACUCAAAAGCACUUCCUCUUCCUCAUGCUCUCCACCCUUUUCAUCCCCGCACCCCGUCCACGCUUUUGA
This is a messenger RNA of Closterium sp. NIES-65, 4053 nucleotides long. The record is from the annotation of a GenBank genome assembly. NCBI's taxonomy places the organism in Eukaryota, Viridiplantae, Streptophyta, Zygnematophyceae, Desmidiales, Closteriaceae.